AUGUUGAGGUCCGUCCAUUCUCCAUGGGACGCCCAAGACGACCUUCCAAGCGCCCACUCCUAUGCUUCUCCCCAUUCUCGAUUUCCUUCCAUAUCUGAAUUUUCCGACACUCCUUCAGUUUACAGUCACGCCUACUUUUCUCCAGACAGCAGAGAUAUCGAACCGAAUAUCGGUUCAUUUCGUUAUGAUGCAGACUCCUCCAGCCAGCGUCGGCCAUCCAUAUCUCACUCUGAAUACCUAGAUGAGCAUGCAGCGAGUAGCCUGGAUCUUGAUGAAGAUCUUGCGGGUGUUUCACUUAACACCGCAGAUACAAAUGAUGACACGGAGAAUGACGAUGAAGACAAUGAUUCCUCCCACAGGAUAAGCGUCCAAGGUCCCAAGAUACGCUUUCACUCUCGAGCACCUUGGGAAACUGGAGAAGACGCCAUUGACGAGAAUGACUCGGACCACAGUGCAAUGUCCACCGCGUUUAGCAGAAAAGUCAAAAGUAAGACUGCCAAGGCAGAUCUUAUGCGGCACUUCGGAAAGAGUUCCUCUGCCAGACCUAGCGCCGAGUCAACUCGUUCUCAGGCUCCAUCCAACGGUUCAUUUGAAAUCAUUACGGGUAAUCAUUCCAGUUCGCGAGGUGCCUUAUACACCCUGGCCCAGGAAUCAUUCUCAACCUCCUCUUUGACUGUUCCCUCUCAACAAUUUCCUGCCACUUCCCCAAGUAACCGCCACAAUUUUUCUCUGCCUCGCACUACAAACUAUCCACCCACAACUCACUAUGACAACCAUACCUCGGGAGAACCUCAGUCUGCCACUAGUUCCUUGCGAGAAAUCGGACACUUUUCCCAGCCAUCAUCCUCCACACAAGAUACACCCAGACCACACUCUCCUGCUUCGGAGGUUCCACGAGAUCACGAACGCAGUGCUACUAUUUCUUCGUUUCAUACUUCCCAAAGUCGUAUGUCUCACGAGGACUUCGUACAUCCCUAUGCCAACCCCGAUUUGGUGGCUUCUUAUGCCCCUCCUAGACCUGCACCGCUCCGUUCUACCUUUGGACAUAUCUCGCGAAGCGAUUCCGCUGCCACCGUGACUGACUCCUUAAGUUCGCGAUCCGGCGUUUUCUCAUCUACUAUAACACCAGACACGUCUGCCUCCUCCAUACCAUCCCGGGAUCACAUUCCCUCCACAGGCAUGCGUGUUCAUGGCAAAGAUAUUUCUCCCCCUAUCGCAGUUCUCCAUUCCAACGACUCAGUACAACGCGAUCACAGCACCAAGUUGCCGUCUUUUCACCCGCCGCCCAUAAUUGAAGGUGUCCCAGGAUGGAACGGCCAUUCCUCUCCAACUGUCACUCUGAUAUCGCUGCAGGAGGCACAAGCGAGAGAAAGGACCCGCAGUGCUACCGCCAAUGCCAUGGUCUCCUCCACCUCUCGGGUCCAUGAGCCUACCUCACGCAUUCCUUUUCCUGAGCCAGAUGACUCUGCCAGUAUAGCGAGCACCGAGACAUCUGCUACUGGCAGCUUCAAGCGGGCUCGCGCUCGCUCCACUAGUGCUGGCACCCGUGCCAAAGGUGUCCUUCAUUCAGUCGUUGCGGCAUCUUUGCAUAAGCCUGAGCGAAGGGAUUCGGAGCCUGCUGUCGUUAAUACCAGCGGGCAAACCCUGAAGCACAAGAAAAGCGGGUUUAUGAGACUGUUUAAUGGGCGUGAACGGGAGAAAGGUCGUGACAAAGAGAGGAGUCCGCCGCCCCCAGUUCCGUCUUUACAUGGUGUUUACGCAGAGUACCCUCACGGAAGCAAUGCAGAUAGCAAAUCGUCCCUUCCAAUCAUCCCACCUCGCUUGUCGUCCUUAAGUUCGGAUGCCAGGAGCAGCACUGCCCUCAACAACACGGAGUCCUCCUCAGAUGCCGAACAGGAGCCUUCCCCAAAGUUGUCUUCGCCUUCGCCAAAGCGUGCCCCGCCCUCGCUGUACAUAUCCACUAGCGCAUCAAAUCAAUCUCCACUCUCCGCUGAACAUCGUCCCACAGACGCGACUCAGUCACCCCCGUUUGGGAAAAAAACACCUUGGCGUGGUCCGCUUGGGGCCAUCGACUUUCAAGCUCUCAAACUACGACCCAUGUCUACGACAUUCAGCUCUCAAUUCGCUGACAUCGUUGCCAUCCCGGAGGUAGAGCAUACUUCAGAGGUCGAACUGGACACACCGACAUCCACAAUCAGUUCAGUGACAGCGUUGUCGCCCUUCACACCUGGAUCGUCACGACCAAGCGACGAUAAAUUAUCGCCAGUGGAGCAGUCCCUCGUAAUAAAGGCUCUGCAGGAGCAGAUGGUAGCAGCCAAGAAUGCCUGGCAAAGCCAAAUUUGGGAGCUGCAAGGUCAAGCGAGGGACUUGCAAGCUGAAAUCGAGGACCUCCACGCUGCGGAUGAAGACAAGGGAUAUUGCCAACACUGUGGUAGGGGGGGUCCCAGACAAGAGCGUGAAGCUUCUGAUGUAGGGACGAAGAAAAUCAGCGUCGUCGAUAGACCGAGGGGACGCAUAGGCGAUACCGCUCGCUUCGUCAAUAGGAACUAG
Suillus clintonianus is the source of this 2550-nucleotide messenger RNA. RefSeq lists its product as uncharacterized. The record is from RefSeq and is a predicted model, not a curated record. The coding region runs from base 1 to 2550 and encodes 849 amino acids. NCBI's taxonomy places the organism in Eukaryota, Fungi, Basidiomycota, Agaricomycetes, Boletales, Suillaceae. The transcript has 2 exons.